AUGGAUGUCGGAAAUAGAGACAAUGACCUCUAUAUAAAAAAGAGUGUUGAAUUAGAAGCUCUCCUCCAAAAUCAUUUUCAACAUCGGCAACAGUCCAAAAAAGCUUUGAAAGAACGACUUCAUGAAGCUGAACUGGAAAUAAAACGUCUUCGACAGAGUCUUUUCACGGUUUCUGAAGAAUUGAAGACUGAACAGUCAAAAUAUGGCGUCCUUAAGGCACAAUUUGAGCAAGCUGAAAGACGCCAUGCUUCGGAGCUUAUUGAGAAAGAUAAGUUCAUUCAAGAAAGAAUUAACAAUAUUGAUGAGCAAGCACGACUUCUUGCAACAAAAUCUGAAGAAUGUGAAUGUCGAUUACAAAGCCUAAAACAACAAGAGGAAGCAUUUUUACAUCGCCAACAACAGUUACAAGUAUAUCAGGCGUCCAUUGAAGCUAGUAUAAUACCGGCACAGAAGCACGCAGAAGCUGAAAGACUUCGUAUGCAACGAGCACGCGAAGAAUCAGAAGAAUACCUUGAGAAGGUAAAAGUGUUUACUGAUGCUGCGAAACGUCGUAAACACGACCUUGAGUCAUUGUACAAUUAUGAAAUGAGAUGUUUUGAUCUAGAAAGGGAAGAGUCAUCCACACGAAUGCGUAUCAUGAGAAAGGAAAUGGAAGCAGUUGCUUAUCUUAUUUCUUCGCGUGUAUCACAUGUCUCGAUUUAUGAAGGCAAGGCUAUUGAACGAAUUCGUCUAAAUGAAGAAGAGAUGUCAUCAAAAAAAUAUUUAUUAGAACUAAAGGAAAAAGAAGUCAAUUCGCGUCACCAACGUGAACAGAAACUUUUAUUAGAGGAAAAGGAACGAAUUAAUGCCUUUAGAGACUCGCUACAGCGCGAUUAUAGGCUUAUCCUAGAUAAUGUUCGUUUGCUUUCUGGAGAAUGUUCAUUGGAUGCGGAACAGUCUCAACUUGAGAAACUGAAGGAUCUUGAAAAGGUCAUUUCGUCAUUGCUAGAUGAUUGUCAUUCGGGUUUAGAAAAGAAGCUGUGA
This is a messenger RNA of Trypanosoma theileri, 1023 nucleotides long. RefSeq lists its product as uncharacterized. The transcript has a single exon. The record is from RefSeq and is a predicted model, not a curated record. The coding region runs from base 1 to 1023 and encodes 340 amino acids. NCBI's taxonomy places the organism in Eukaryota, Euglenozoa, Kinetoplastea, Trypanosomatida, Trypanosomatidae.